UUUAUUGAGUUAUAUUAUGAUUGUGUGAUCAGAACGUUGACCCUUCUGAAAUUCCAAACAUGGACACUUUCGUGUUAAGUUUUCUACAGGUAACAUGUGCCCUCAUAUUCUUCGGGUUAACAUGUACUGAAAGUGAAUCGGCUCGUGUUCUCGGAUUGUUUCCAACUCUUGGAAAAUCCCAUUUAAUUAUACAAAUGGAAGUUAUCAGAACGCUUAUCGACAGAGGACAUAAUGUUACAGUUGUUACCACUCUUCCAGUAGUCAAUGACAGCCGCAAUUUCUAUCACAUAAAACUGCCCUAUCCUCCUAUCCUCAAUGGAUAUUCACCAACAUGAUUGAGGAGCGAAAAGGAUUAAUGGACGAAUUAAAAAAGAUGUCAGUCGUUAUGGAUGUUACAAUGAAUAUCUCAGAAGCUUCUUUAGUAGAUUUGAUAAACUCGGAUCUUUUGAACGAGGAACCUUUCGAUCUGGUGGUGCUUGGAUACUUUUUCAAUAAUUUCUUCAUGGGUAUUGCGGCACAUUUCAAGAGCCCUUUGGUGAUCAUCGAUACUCACAAGCCGAUGCUUUGGACGAAUUUAAUGAUUGGAAAUCCCAGCGGAAUAUCUUAUGUGCCCAAUGGACUUUCAGAGGAGACUCAGCCCUUAUCAUUCUUCGGAAGGGUUCGAAAUGCAUUAUUCUAUAUUUUGGAAGUUGCAUACACCACAUUUUACAUCAGAAGAAUGAAUAAUAUUUACGAAAAAUAUUUUCCCGGAGAUGAGUACCCAUCAUUGAGUGACAUGUCCAAAAACGUUUCAUUGAUAUUUCAAACCAGUCAUUUUAGUGAGGGUAUUAUUCGACCACAAGUUCCAGCUCUGAUACCAAUUGGUGGAAUUCAAGCCAAACCAAAACCAGAUCCUCUUCCUAAAGAUUUAGCUACUAUUCUGGAUAGUGCAGCAAAGCAUGGAGUUAUUUAUUUUAGCUUUGGUACCAAUGCCCAGAGUUCUGACCGAAAUUCAGAUAUUAUGAGAAAAAUAUUUAAUGUCUUCUCAGCUCUUAAGCAAAAUGUUAUAUGGAAGUGGGAAACCAAUGAGCACCCCGGGAACGCUUCUAAUAUAUUUUACGGCAAAUGGCUUCCACAAGAUGAUAUCCUUGCCCACCCCAAUCUUCGACUGUUUGUCUCACACUGUGGACUUGGGAGUGUUGUCGAAAGCAAAUACCACGGAGUCCCAGUUCUCGCCAUUCCACUUUUUGCAGAUCAAUUUGGAAGCGCCAAAACCAUGGUGGAUGCUGGAUUCGCAGUACAAGUAAAUUAUCAAGAAUUGACAGAGGAAUCGUUUGGAGAAGCAUUGAAGGAGAUUCUGGAAAAUCCAUCCUAUCGAGAAAGGAUUCAAAAGUUUUCAAGACUGUACCGGGACCGACCUAUGUCGCCUCGCGACACUACUGUCUAUUGGUUGGAAUAUGUUAUUAGGCAUCGAGGAGCCAAACAUAUUCAAAGUCCUGUCGUUUAUAUGAGUGCCUUUGAAUAUUAUGGGUUGGAUGUGAUUGGAUUUUCGCUAGUUAUUAUUUAUAUUGUAAUUAAAAUUUUAUCAAUUUGUUUUUGCACCGUACUUUGUACAUGCAGGAAAAGCAAAGGCGGAAAAACAGAUAAAAAGAAGAAAGAUUAUCAUAAACUUUUCAUUUACUCUCAUCUAUUACCCGGCAUUUAUUGUUUAUAUAUUUACAUUGGUUAUCUGUUUAUUUAG
Hermetia illucens (black soldier fly) is the source of this 1720-nucleotide messenger RNA. Its product is annotated as UDP-glycosyltransferase UGT5-like. Gene Ontology annotation, molecular function: UDP-glycosyltransferase activity. Bases 332 to 1720 code for a protein of 462 amino acids. NCBI's taxonomy places the organism in Eukaryota, Metazoa, Arthropoda, Insecta, Diptera, Stratiomyidae. The record is from RefSeq and is a predicted model, not a curated record. The transcript has 3 exons.